CGCAUGGCGGCCGCGGUUGCCAUGGCGACGCGGGCGAUGCAGGAUGGGAGUUGGGCGCCCGGGCGGGAGAAAUGGCGCCGACGACCGGGAGGCAGAAGCUGCCGCUGCUGCUGACAGUGAGAGAGCGGUGGCCGCUACGUCGUGAGAUGUGUACCGCCGCCCACUCUGAGUCGGUGUCGUUUGCUUGAAGGUUUUGUGUUUGCUUCGGCCGGUGCCGGUAGCCAGUGAGCUUCGUUGAGAAUUUAGUGACCUGCUGGACAAACAGCAUGUAACUGACAGCAGUUAAUUACUUGCCUAACAUGUACAUUUGUUUCAUCUCUUCGAGCAUUCAAGCUUAUUGAACCCUGUUGGUGAUCUCUCAAUGGGACAUCGUUGACUUUUCUUUGAGAAAUUUAUGAUAGUCAAUCACAUGAUUUUUAUGAUCACAUGAACCCUUGAGUAUGACUAAGAGAACUGCUAGCUGAAUCAGAUGGUGUUGCUGUUUACAAAACAAAACUUCACAAAUCUUAUCCCAGCACAGUUGGUGCUCAACUCCAGUGCUAAUUUCAUUAUCGUUUGCAAAUGGAUCCAAAACCAAAUAGAACUGCUUUGAAUCCUGCAAAGCAUCCAGUUCGGAAGGACCUGCAGAUGAAGAAAUGUGAUUUCUCAAAGAAAGCUCAUCAGAGUAACGUGACAGCAGGCCUAAUGGUGCAAGCACAGCUUCCCAGAAGUGCAUCCCAGCAGCGUGCCAUGAAGCAUAAUGGGAGUAAUGUGCAGCGUGUAAAAAGAAGCUUGAUUCCGUAUAGAGUCAAUUACAGCUGGAACAGAGGUGGGCGAUUAAAGGAACUUCGAAUCAGGCACCUUGCGAGGAAGUUCCUGCACUUAUGGGUGCACAAGACAUUUGGCAGAGUCCUUCCAUCCAAAGCAAGGUCCCAUUACUGUCAUGCAUUGCUGAAUAAAACAUUUGAUGAAUGGAAGGAACAAUGGUGGUGUGCUCGUAUAGAAUGGAAGCUGAUGGUUCGCGCAGAUUGUCACUACAGGUACUACAUGUACAAUCAGACAUGGAGAGCCUGGCAGAUGUAUGUUCUUCAACACAAGAAGAAGAAAUCCAAAUGCAGGAUUGCCUCUUCACAUGCUCAUUUACAGUUGCUGCAUAAGGUCUGGAUCCGGUGGUGCUUGUACAUAAAAAUUCGCAAAACCAAGCAUUUGAUGCAGGUUGAGGCACAACUGUUCCGUAUAAAAACUAUUGUUCGGAAUGUGUGGUCCAUUUGGACUAAACAGUUGGUGAGGAAGGAAGGAAAUCGUGCAAUGGAUGGCUUAGCAAUGCAGCACUGGGCAGAAACCUGCAGCACAGGCCAACAGGUGGCAGCCUUGUUUGUGACAUGA
Molecule: messenger RNA, 1365 nt
Organism: Pristis pectinata (smalltooth sawfish)
Lineage: Eukaryota; Metazoa; Chordata; Chondrichthyes; Rhinopristiformes; Pristidae
Product: protein SFI1 homolog
Exons: 9
Coding region: 562-1365 (267 amino acids)
Molecular function (GO): phosphatase binding
Source: RefSeq, a predicted model, not a curated record